GUAUUUGAUGGCUGGAUACUCAAAGGAGAGAAAUUUCCGAGUUCCUUGGACCAUCCCCUCCCCACUUCCCAAAGAUACAUAGACUUUUGUGAAAGUGGCAAUAUUCAGAGGAGCAUCAGGUCGUCGCAGAACGUGGCAAUGAUCUUCUUCAGGAUCCACCAGCCAGGCAAUGGAUUUACUGUCACAGUCAAGAAAAACGCCAACCUCUUUCCUUGCAACGUCAUCUCUCAGACUCCCUCGGGAAGAUUUACCAUGGUCAUUCCUCAUCAGCACAGAAACUGUAGCUUCUCCAUAAUCUACCCAGUGGUGAUAAAAAUAUCUGAUCUUAUCUUGGGACGUUUAAAUGGCCUCUUUUUGAAGAAACCAUCAGCGGGCUGUGCAGGAGUGGGAGAUUUUGUAGAGCUGCUAGGAGGAACCGGCUUAGACCCAUCCAAAAUGUUUCCACUAGCUGAUCUCUGUCACUCCUUUCACGGAUCUGCCCAAAUGAAGAUUGGCUGUGAUAAUACUGUGCUGCGAAUGGUCUCCAGCGGCAAACACAUCAACCGUGUGACAUUUGAGUAUCAUCAACUCGAUCUGCAGGAAACAGAAAACAGAAAGGAGAACAGCAUUGAGGAAUUCUGCUUUCCUAGUAUCUGA
Molecule: messenger RNA, 636 nt
Organism: Phaethon lepturus (White-tailed tropicbird)
Lineage: Eukaryota; Metazoa; Chordata; Aves; Phaethontiformes; Phaethontidae
Gene: CRHBP
Product: corticotropin releasing hormone binding protein
Exons: 4
Biological process (GO): negative regulation of corticotropin secretion; hormone-mediated signaling pathway; negative regulation of corticotropin-releasing hormone receptor activity
Molecular function (GO): corticotropin-releasing hormone binding
Source: RefSeq, a predicted model, not a curated record